GGCCAUCUUUGUCUUUUCUUCACAUAGCACCCAUCGGCCCUCCGAUUCUCCCCACCCCUUUUGCCGGCCUUUUCUAUUUUCUAUCCCGCACACGAUAGUCAGAGAGAAACCACCGACAGCCGCAUCGUUAGCCUGGCCAGCUCAGAUCAUUGAGAAUGAAUCAAACGGACAACAUAUCUGCUUCGGCGUUUGCAAGUCUGGCACUGCCUGCACCACCCGAACCGCUUUCUGUACCACCCAAGCCGCUUUCCUUUUUCUCGAUCCCGCUACACUGGAACGCCAAAACCGCCUAUGACGAUCUGCCCCCUUUUCUCUUCCGAGUCUCCCAUCCGAAGUCUUUCGCUCGGCUAGGUGGCGGCUGGGCGCUUUCGAGGGAUGCUUCCAGCCCUGACAACUAUGAAAGUAGCCGACUAGGGUUGGGUCCCCGCAGCAAUGAAGAGGUUGCGGCUGCCCUCAACCGGCAUCUCUGGUGGUUGGACACGGAACCCGGGCACAGCAACUUUGUCUCAUGGACGACGUCACUUCUCUUCGCGCUCAAGUUUGCCUUUUGCAACAAACAACAGGGGACCCCAUCUGAGUGUAUCAGGCUCUGCAUGGUCAACACACAGAAAUUUCCGAAGGGGGUCUUUGUCCGCGACAUUUACCUGAUCGGGGCGUACAAGCACUACCUGCCGACAUACGAACAACGUGUUUCUGGCGACGGGAAAACCCUUACUUCGCUCCUGGAUCUCCGCACUCAGGGCUUGUACUUUGGCGAGUUCCUCUCGCAGGGGGCACUUGGAAUCGACGGCAAAUCCUGCAUCGUCUCACUCUCAGACCUGGAGGACCGCGGCCUGCUGUGGCUGCUUCCGGAGCUGGACGCGCACGACAAGGAGCUGCAAUUGGCGAGACGGGUGCUGAACGAGCGGACGAAAUGGUUGGCGGACGACUGGAUGAAAUGGUCCGACGUACCGCUCUCCCCGCGGUUGCCUGUCGACCUAGGGCGCCUCGUCGACCUGUUCGAGCCCGACUUUCGUCUGGCCGCGGCCACCGCCCUGCUGUCUUUGGAGCCCAGAGAUCCCAGAGACCACGGCCUGAUGUGGGACAUGGUCCAGGUUGUGACAAGAUACCCCGAUGACGCCACGCUGAAGCAUUAUUACUCUCGCCAGCACACCGACGACCUAGAAAUGCCCGAGGUCAACCAGUACAGCACUAUCAUCACCAAUCUGGCCAUCAUCCUGGAGAGAAGGAAGGAAUUGCUUGUGUCGAUAAGGCCAGCGACGGCCUUGACCCAGACCGACCCGCAGGUCGAAGCGGAGUCCGCUCAAGGCAGUAUGGCCGUCUGGGAAGAAGCUUGGCGCCGUGCGUACCCUGAUUUGAAGAAGAAGGUUGUGGGUAGUGGAGGAUUACUCUCUUUUUCCAGAAGGUAAUCAGGCAGCGUGGUUGUCAUCCAGCAUGUAGCACGUUUGUGGGACAAAACAACCACUCUUCUUCUCGGGUUUUACAAAAGCGGCUGCAGAGCGGCAAUAAGCGCCGCGACUCCAGUCACCGACAGCCACUAGUUGUUGUCGCCUACGCGGCCCGCCGACGAACUCGUCUUGACUGCCAACAGUCUCCUCAGCAUCAUGAACCUAGUCGGUAAACUCGCCGUACGCAUCGAUAUCACCCUUCCUUCUAGAGUUCAAACCUCC
Messenger RNA from Gaeumannomyces tritici R3-111a-1, 1670 nucleotides. RefSeq lists its product as hypothetical. The coding region runs from base 156 to 1409 and encodes 417 amino acids. The transcript has a single exon. Lineage: Eukaryota; Fungi; Ascomycota; Sordariomycetes; Magnaporthales; Magnaporthaceae. The record is from RefSeq and is a predicted model, not a curated record.